AUCAAAGUCAAUGUUAUGAUGUUGAAAACCAAUGGAGAAUUUCACAAAGGGCAGGUUGUUUUUAAUAUCACCUAUGUUAAAGGACAGGUAUAUCUAAAUGAUUUUCCUAUGAAAAGCGGCGUUGCCCACAUAACAUGUCAAACAGUAAAAUUGGAGAACGGAAACCUGGAUCACUUACCAGAUCAGCAGCGCCUGGGCACCGUAAGUGUUCGCAUCAUGGUUCACAAGUGGCCUUUGGCAUCCAGUUCUGAUUUGCAGCUGAUUGUCAUUCAGGAAGAAGUGACAGAAAUUGAUGGAAAACAGGAAGAAGUAACAGAAAUAGAUAUUUCAGAAAAGGACCUGAGAGUACUUAGACACUCAAACUACACCGUCCCUUUGAAAGAGAGCAUGCUGUAUUCUAUCCCAAGGGACAACGACAUGUUAUUUACACUUCCCAACCUCUCAGGAAAAGAUAUUCAAGACCCACUGCAAACUACCAGUCAGUACCUCAUCUGGCAAGUAGAAACUACAGUAGAUGAAGAGACAUUACCCGGAAAGUUACCGGAGACUCCUCUUAGGAUAAAACCUCCAUCUUCUUACAAGGUGAUGUGCCAGUGGGUGGAAGACUUGAGAAAAGGGUUGUGCAGGUUCUGGUUUCGAUCUUUACCCAUCUUCUUUAGUUUGAUGGAAGUUAUGGUAGUUGGAGUUGUUGGAGCAGCUCUUAUUCUCAAAGUCUUAAAGGUGAUUUACCCUUCCUGUGAAAACAAAGGCAUCCUUCUCCUGGAUCAAGUCAGCUUUGUACCUGUGAUUACCAUCAGCUUGCCUUCAGAUGUUCCAGACAGGAAGAAUAACUUAGAUGAGAAAGCAUGUACUUAA
Molecule: messenger RNA, 855 nt
Organism: Opisthocomus hoazin
Lineage: Eukaryota; Metazoa; Chordata; Aves; Opisthocomiformes; Opisthocomidae
Source: RefSeq, a predicted model, not a curated record